GUGUGUGAGAUAUUUAUCUAAUUCUGUGUGUCUGUGUAAAACAGAUGCAGGUAUGGGACACGGCUGGACAGGAGCGUUUCCGGACCAUCACCCAGAGUUACUACCGCAGCGCCCACGGCGCCAUGAUCGCCUAUGACAUCACACGCCACGGAACCUUUGACUCCGUGUCCAAUUGGAUCAGGGAGGUGGAGCUGUACGGCGCGGCCAAUGUAGUGCUCUGUCUCAUUGGUAACAAGUCUGACCUUGAGUCUGAGCGUCAGGUGUUGUUCCAGGAGGCAUGCUGUAUGGCUGAGGAGAGAGGCAUCCUGGCAGCGUUAGAGACCUCAGCUAAGGAGGCCCAGAAUGUGGACGAUGCCUUCAUGAUGAUGGCCCGCGAGCUGCUGGCACGCAACGGCACUGCCGUCCGGCAACAGGCCCCUAGCAACAAUGACUCGCCCCGCGUCCUGCUCCGAGCCAACUCACGACCAAUCAACGGGCCAGCGGUGAUCACAGACAGGAAGACGUGUUGCUGACAUAGAGAGGAGGAAGGACAACAGAGGGAGUGUAAGAAUGGAUACCUGCGUGUGUGCCACUGUGUUACCUGGAAGAGGACAGAAUAAGGCAGGGAUCAUCAACUAGAUUCAGCCGCGGGACCAUUUUUUCUGGAACGGAUGUUCGAGGGGCCGGGAACACAAUUACAAUUCAUUUGUAAACCACAAAUUGACCGCAAGAAGCCCAAACAGAUAUAGUUUGACGAAACAUAAUCAUUUCAAACCUUGUUCACAUUUGUAUACGUUCACGCGUGUCUCUCCGUUAUGCAUGGGAAUACAUGGGAACAGAUUUCUUACAUUAAAAUCACUUGGAGCUGAUUUCCUGAUGUUUCAACCAUCUUUAAUGUCCAACAAUAACAAUUCCACAAAGAAAUAUAUAUAUAUAUAUAAUAAAUAAAACCCACCCGCGGGCCGCCACCUGGGGAACCCUGGAAUAGGGGAAGCUGAGACCGUUACAGGCAGAACACACACUCCUUUUGUGUGUGUGACUUUAGGUACUAUUGACCUAUGACCUAUGUAGUGGUGUAGCGCAGUUUCUCAACCCCCCGACCCCCCCACAUGGUACGAGCAAUUUAAUUUAAAAAAUGCUAAGUAGCUUUUUUAUAGCUGAUCUCUGGCUCUUUUCCAUAUUCUGCUGAGAGAACAUGUUGCUGUUUUAGUUCUCAGGGACAAUCUCAACUUUUUCCCACGAAUGUUGGUCUUAAUAUGAACAAAAUGUGAAAUAUAUAUUUUGAUGGACCAAAGUAUCAGCUAUCACACCAUGUCAAUGAAUAACUUCCUAAUGACAUUUUGAAUAAAUCAUCAAAUGCAACUAACUGGAUUUCUGUCAACCCCGUCAGACACCAUAAAAGGCGUUUUAAUUUACAAUUAUUAAGUGUUUAAAACAGCCUUGGAUUGUUUCAUUCUAACAUUAGAUUAUUCAAAUAUGUAAUACAAAUCUCCAAACUUCUUUUUGUUUAGUUUUCUGGAUUUAAGACCUAAAACAACAUUUAUAAAACUAACAUCACCCCCCAGGUCUAACAUAGCAAAUAUUACAAUUGUUUGACCAUCUGUUGCAGAACCAUUCAAACAUUUUGUCUGAAUAUUGACAGCAACAGUAUCUUAAGGGGAUCAGUCCUCAGUGACGGAGUUGACAAGCCACUGAUGUAGUUGGCAACACAUACUGAUACUGCCUCUAAAAAUACAAGUUCAAUACAAACAUUUGUAAAAUAUGGAAAAUGAUUAAUUUCAGCACUCUGACGGAGUUGACGUUAGACAAAAACCUGACAGAGUUGAUGCCUAACAGAGAGGACAAAAAUGGAGGCCUAACAGAGAGGACACAAAUGGAGGCCUAACAGAGAGGACACAAAUGGAGGCCUAACAGAGGACAAAAAUGGAGACCUAACAGAGAGGACAAAAAUGGAUGCCUAACAGAGAGGACACAAAUGGAGGCCUAACAGAGAGGACACAAAUGGAUGCCUAACAGAGAGGACACAAAUGGAGGCCUAACAGAGAGGACAAAAAUGGAUGCCUAACAGAGAGGACACAAAUGGAUGCCUAACAGAGAGGACAAAAAUGGAUGCCUAACAGAGAGGACAAAAAUGGAUGCCUAACAGAGAGGACACAAAUGGAUGCCUAACAGAGAGGACACAAAUGGAUGCCUAACAGAGAGGACAAAAAUGGAUGCCUAACAGAGAGGACAAAAAUGGAUGCCUAACAGAGAGGACACAAAUGGAGGCCUAACAGAGAGGACACAAAUGGAUGCUUAACAGAGAGGACAAAAAUGGAGGCCUAACAGAGAGGACACAAAUGGAGGCCUAACAGAGAGGACACAAAUGGAGGCCUAACAGAGAGGACAAAAAUGGAUGCUUAAUUCAAGUGGUAUACACAGUAGCAAUUAUGUUUUACUCAGUUGCUUUAUGACUCUAAAACCUCAUUUAAAUAAUAUUUUUCCGUCAGAUUAGUCUAAAAUCUCAAAAGAAUCAGGAUUGAGUAGGGGCAGCUAUGCCAUAAGGACCCCUUGUCAUUAGAUUACGAUAUAAUAUGAAUUUAGGUUAAAAUAUGUUACAUUUAAGUCACAGAGGGCUCUUGCAUAAAACUACAUAAGAUCGUGUUUCAGUUAAUAUCCAUUAUUACAUUUUUUAAUAUAAUUUUUGGGAGUUUGAAAUUGGGAUCCUUUGCACAGGACAGGGCAUUUCCAGGCAUAGAGCCGACAUGGAAAUUAAUAAGAUUGAAAGUAUUUAGAAGAUUUGAAAAAAUAUAUAUAUAUUGUGUGUGUGUGCUAUGCCAGUGGAUCUAUGACACUGUGACCUUGUGAGUGUCCCGAGGGGGAGUGGACUGGGGCAGUGGAUCUAUGACACUGUGACCUUGUGAGUGUCCCAGGGGGGAGUGGACUGGGGCAGUGGAUCUAUGACACUGUGACCUUGUGAGUGUCCCGGGGGAGAGUGGACUGGGGCAGUGGAUCUAUGACACUGUGACCUUGUGAGUGUCCCGAGGGGGAGUGUACUGGGCAGGGGAUCUAUGACACUGUGACCUUGUGAGUGUCCCGGGGGAGAGUGGACUGGGGCAGUGGAUCUAUGACACUGUGACCUUGUGAGUGUCCCAGGGGGGAGUGGACUGGGGCAGUGGAUCUAUGACACUGUGACCUUGUGAGUGUCCCGGGGGGGAGUGGACUGGGGCAGUGGAUCUAUGACACUGUGACCUUGUGAGUGUCCCGGGGGAGAGUGGACUGGGGCAGUGGAUCUAUGACACUGUGACCUUGUGAGUGUCCCGGGGGGAGUGGACUGGGGCAGUGGAUC
Messenger RNA from Oncorhynchus nerka (sockeye salmon), 3307 nucleotides. Its product is annotated as ras-related protein Rab-19-like. NCBI's taxonomy places the organism in Eukaryota, Metazoa, Chordata, Actinopteri, Salmoniformes, Salmonidae. The record is from RefSeq and is a predicted model, not a curated record. Gene Ontology annotation, biological process: vesicle-mediated transport. Gene Ontology annotation, molecular function: GTP binding; GTPase activity. Bases 45 to 512 code for a protein of 155 amino acids. The transcript is spliced from 2 exons.